CAGGCCUUCCUCACCAUGAUCACAGGAUUCUUCUCUCUCAGGACAUUUACCUAAACCUUCCCUCCAAGCUCACCAACAGAGGAGACGUCUGGCAGCCGGAGGGAACGUGACCCUGCAGUGUCAGAAGCCACAUAAUAUGACUGAGUACAAAAUGUUCCUGCUCCUGAAGGAAGGAGUUUCAGCACCUGUACAGGUUCAGAGAUCAGAAAGGAACAGAGCAGACUUCUCACUUCAUGAUGUGACCCUUGAGGACACGGGAAACUACAGUUGUGUCUACCACCAGAUAGGAGCCCCUUUCUGGGCCUCACACCCCAGUGAUCUCCUUGAGAUCUUGGUGUUUGGAUACCUGCCUAAGCCUUCCCUCCGUGUUCAGCACUUAAGUCAAGUUACCACAGGAGAGAAGGUGAAUCUACAGUGUCAGAAGCCACACAGUUUCACACAGUAUAAAAUGUUCGCUCUGCUAAAGGAGGGAACUUCAUCCCCCAUACAGCUUCUGAAUUCAGAAAAUGACACAGUGGAAUUCACCCUUGAGGAUGUGACAGUCCACGAUGCAGGAAGGUACAGUUGUGUGUACCUGCAGGCAGAAGCCCCUUUCAGGGCCUCACAUCCAAGUGAUCAUCUUAAUAUCUCAGUGGCAAUUCCUGCCCUGACUUCCCUUGACGAUGCAGGGUAA
Messenger RNA from Alexandromys fortis (reed vole), 673 nucleotides. RefSeq names its product T-cell-interacting, activating receptor on myeloid cells protein 1-like. Gene Ontology annotation, cellular component: plasma membrane. The transcript is spliced from 3 exons. Lineage: Eukaryota; Metazoa; Chordata; Mammalia; Rodentia; Cricetidae. The record is from RefSeq and is a predicted model, not a curated record. The coding region runs from base 137 to 673 and encodes 178 amino acids.